GGACAAUAUAAUCUGCAACACCCAUUUCAGUGUAAGAUUUUCGCGUCUGUACGUUCCCCUUUGCUUUGUUCUGUUCAACUGCUGAAAGAUUUUGACGGUUGUCGAGACCAUUUAUUUUGGCAUCAAAAUCCAGGCUGGUGAAGAUGGCCAAACGCAAGGCUGACGCUGCAGCUGCUGAGAAUGAUGGUAGUGAUGCUGCCCCCGCAGGCGACGCUCCCCCAGUCAAGAGGUCAAGAGGCCGACCCAAGGGCACCGGUAAACCAAAGAAACCUGUCGAUCCUGACGCCCCUAAACGACCUCGCGGAAGACCACGCAUCAACGCACCGAAGGACCCCAACUCCCCAAAGAAGCCCCGCGGCAGACCACCAGCCGUCACCAGUUCCCCAAAGAAGAAGUCGACUCCUAAGGGCAAGGUGACUUCCAGAAGCAGCACUCCGGGGAAGCGAGGGAGGCCAGCGGGCUCCAAGAACAAGAACAAGAAACCGGCACGCAAGCCCCAGGAAGAAGAGGCCGAGCAGUCCGACGAGUAGAUAGAGGGCGCUGUUCAUUUUUUGUAGACUACGUCAGAUGUAACCCAGUCAUCAGGGAGGACAUUGUCACUAUGGAAAUACAAUGGACUUUAGAUAAUGCAACGUUUGGUGACUUUCCAUGCUAAGAAGCCAGCCCCAGAACUUCAUCUUGUUGAUACCCGUAUAAUUUUAUUUACGUCGCUUCGCCCAAAAGCUUACCCGUAAUAUGGACCUGAUGUGAAUGUUUUUGUUUUUAAUGGUUGCCAAUUGUAUCCUAAUUAAAGUCCAUCCUGAAAAAAAAACAAUGCUGCAGUUUUUACAACCAAAUUUCGAAAAAUGUAUUGCUACAAGUGUUGUAGUCUGUCCAUUUUUUGAGCCCCAUGUUUAUUGACAUGUAAGUUCACGUGUUAAGAAUGCCCCAAUUAAUGUGACAAUAUAAUCUGCACUAUUUUUGAUGAUAACAACUCCUCAUUACGAGCAGCUCAUAUUUCAAAACUUAAAUAAAUCACUGUGCUUUGUCUGAAACGCAUGCUCACUAGAAAUUCUUCAAAGAUUUCUGCAAACAGACUUUGUCUUUGUCUCAAAAAGUGGACGGUUUAACUCCUUCACUGUUAUUUUCCACACGUUCAACUCCUCACCUGUGAUAUGCAAGGUCGCAUGUGCAUGAGCGUUGUUGUCUACAAAAACUUGAAUGUCAGAAAUUGGCGCUAUGAACAAUAUUUUUUGGACAUAAUUUUUUAUUCAAGUAUUGAAAUUUAGAAACUAUUGUCUCAAAAGAUCAAAUUUCUACAUGUAAGUUCAUGUAGGUUUUAGCUGAUUUAAAAAGAAAAUAACGGAGCCAAUUUCUGAAAAACAAAGGAUUUAUUUUCUUUUGUCAUGCAAAAUAAUCAAGUUUGAAUACCACCUUCACUGCCACUUUGUUUUUAACUCAAUAGCUGUAAGUAUGACUUAACUGUCCAUGCUUGUAAAAUGUAGCUUUCUUCAUAGUUUUAGCCUUGUGUUUUUUUGGUGUGAAAUCAUGUUUAGUUCUGUAAAGUGUUGGUUCUAAAUGUUAAGAAAUUUAGAGCUAUAUAUAAUAUGCAAACCUUCUGUCUUCAAUGAAUGAAUGAACUCAACUGUAACUUGGAUUUCAGAUCUCGAUACAAUGUAUCAAUUGCAUUUUAGGUUAAACCUGGCGGUUAUUUUAGAAUUAACUUUUUAUAAAAUUAGAAGACUGCAUAUUUCAUAUGAAGUCCCACCCUUAUGAUGUAAGAAAUUGAAUAUCAUCUCAAAUAUUCUGUACUUUAUAAUUUCAUACUUAUCAAAUUGUCACAGUUUUUAUCAGAAAACAUCUAUGUGUGCUUCAUCUUUUGUUGCCUUUAUUCAAGAUUCUCUUUUUAAACGUUACAUCACAAUGCUUCAGUAACUGCUUUUAAUAUUUACGAAAGAAGUGUAGCCAAGAAAAAGUCAUCUUUGUUAUACUGAUGGUGGUAUAAAUGUUUCAAAGCCUAGCCGUGCAUAAGAUUUGCAGUUUAAAAGAUUAAGCUUAAAGACAGCAAUUUCCAAUUAAAUUGGAGCCCCUCUUUUGAAAGAGAAAUUUGGAAUGAAUGGCAUGAAAUACAUUAUUUAAUCAUGAGAUAGUUGUCUGUUUUAAACAAAUUACAGAAAUACACAGAUGCUGUUAAGCAGUCUUUUUUUUUUGCAAUGAUCAAUUAGUUGAUGAUUUGUUGUGAAAUUUCACCGGGAGGUUUUUACUCAGAUUUUUACCAGAUAUGUAUGAAUGAUUUGAUGUAGCUUAAAAACUAACGGAGAAAAAAAGUCAUGUAUGUGUGCAUGUAGUGCAGCAUCUGAAACAUACCGUUACAUUAAUUCUUUUCUUCAUGUCUCACAAUUUUUUUUAAAUUCACAAAUGGAAAUAUUUUAGAAUCAAAUAUGCCAUAAAUCAGUAUUUGCUAUAUGCCAUUUCUUUGUCCAAAAUUGUUUUGAAGAUUAAUAGCAUUAAUCAUCCUAUAAAACUUUACUUGUUUUUUUACAAAGUGUUCAACAGUUUUCAUUUUCGUAUCUCUUUUGUAUUCGUACAUAUUUUGUUUUUGUCCAUUUGGUAGUAGAACUGUUGAAAAUAACGAUGCCUGAAAAUAUGACGCAUUUUUAUGUAUGUAGACAUUUUUAGCUGUAACAUCACCAAUGUAGAAUACUGAACCUGUAUUUUUGUCCCUGUGAAAGACAAUAAAACUUGUAGGUUGUAGUAGAACAUGA
Messenger RNA from Patiria miniata (bat star), 2744 nucleotides. Its product is annotated as high mobility group protein HMGI-C-like. Bases 144 to 530 code for a protein of 128 amino acids. Gene Ontology annotation, molecular function: DNA binding. The transcript is spliced from 2 exons. Gene Ontology annotation, biological process: regulation of DNA-templated transcription. Gene Ontology annotation, cellular component: nucleus; chromatin. The record is from RefSeq and is a predicted model, not a curated record. NCBI's taxonomy places the organism in Eukaryota, Metazoa, Echinodermata, Asteroidea, Valvatida, Asterinidae.